AUGGUAGAGUUUCAUGAAGAAGAGGAUGAUCCUCUCAGCCCAGCAAACGCAGAAAUUGAUCAAGAGGAAGAUGAAGUUGAAGAGAUUAGCUAUGAUGAUCUCAAGAAACGGAUGUGGAAGGAUCGGCUGACGAUGGAAAAGCUGAAAAGGAUGAUGGAAAAUGAAAGGCUGCUAGCUGAAUCCCAAGCUAAAGAAGAUAUGUCAAGAAGGAAGAAAAUGUCAAGAGCUCAAGAUUCAAUUCUUAAGUAUAUGGUGAAGAUUAUGGAAGUCUGCAAUGCUCAAGGGUUUGUUGAUGGGAUUGUUCCAGAGAAGGGCAAAGCUAUGACUGGCUCAUCUGACAGUUUGCGCGAAUGGUGGAAAGGUAAGGUCAAGUUUGAUCAAAUGGCUCCAGUUGCCAUAGCCGAAUUCUUGCCUAAAAUUAUUCAAGAAGGUGGAGUUGAUCCAAAUUCGCUUUUGUAUCUUCUUCAAGGUAUACCAGAUACUAUUUUAGGCUCACUUCUUUCAGCUCUUAUGCAACACUGCGUUCCUCCCCAGCGGCGGUUUCCGUUAGAGAAUGGUUUGCCACCGCCGUGGUGGCCUACCGGGAAGGAACUCUGGUGGGGUGAUCAGGGGAUGGCGCAAGAACAAGGCGCACCACCGUAUAAGAAGCCUCAUGACCUUAAAAAGGCAUGGAAGGUGAGCGUUUUGGCUUCUGUUAUAAUUAAGCAUAUGGCUCCAGAUUUUAACCGAUUGAGGAGGUUGGUGAGGCAGUCUAAAUGCUUGCAAGAUAAAAUGACAGCCAGAGAUACUUCUACUUGGUCCAGAAUUGUUGAUCAAGAGGAAGCCCUUUCGAAAUUGACUGAGAAAGCACUGAAGAUUUCACCAUCCGAGCAAGAUGAUCAAGAAAAGGAAAAGGAGGAGGGCCUUAAUUUGGCAAGUGUAGCAGCAAGUGAGAAAAGGAAGUGCAUGUUUGAAUGUGAGGUGAUUUUGGAUAGUUUGCUUGCUUGCCAGAACUCUGAUUGUCCACAAAGUAAUCUAAGUUCUGGAUUUUCAGACAAGAAUUCUAGGUCUGAGCAUGAAAAAACAUGCAUUUACCGCAAGAGUGAUGGUGAAAAGAAUGAUGCAGACAUUAAAUCUCAAGAAUCUAAUUCAUUUCCGGUUGGUCUUUCAAUCUACCAUCAACCAUUUCCUGAAGGACAAGUAUUGUUCACAGCAGAUCAAGUAAUGGUUAAUGAUGAUCAUCAUGGGGUGACCAGCCAACAUGAUUGGAUGGAUACGUAUCAUGAUGAAAUUGGACAGCUUCCUUUGGAUCAUGAUGCAUAUGGAAACAUGGACUUAAAUUUGAUUCCAUCAGAAGAAAGUCCAGUUCCACAAGAAAAUGCAACUUCGAUUUGGGAUUUGUCAUAUCAUUAA
Coffea eugenioides is the source of this 1392-nucleotide messenger RNA. RefSeq names its product putative ETHYLENE INSENSITIVE 3-like 4 protein. NCBI's taxonomy places the organism in Eukaryota, Viridiplantae, Streptophyta, Magnoliopsida, Gentianales, Rubiaceae. Gene Ontology annotation, molecular function: DNA binding; DNA-binding transcription factor activity. Gene Ontology annotation, cellular component: nucleus. The record is from RefSeq and is a predicted model, not a curated record.